This is a messenger RNA of Owenia fusiformis, 3737 nucleotides long. Lineage: Eukaryota; Metazoa; Annelida; Polychaeta; Sabellida; Oweniidae. The record is from the annotation of a GenBank genome assembly.
CCAAAUCAAUGUCCACUGUUUGCCUAUUACACCAUUAGCCUAUAACAGCACAAAUAUUCAGGUUCAAUGGAAUAGGAAUAUUUAUACCAUUCAUCUCGCUAGGUCAUGUGAUAAAAUUUACCUUUCAGCUCAAGUCGAGGAUAAAAUAAUACGCAACGAACAGUGCUCUAUUCAGGCAUAAAGAUAAAAUGCAUUUUGGAUUAGCUAAUUGGUAAUGCCUGGGUCACAUUUGCUCCGAUCCAUCAACCGGCCCCCGCCCGAUUGAGCAUUUUGUUCAAAAAUGAAUGCAAUUCUGAACAAAAUACUCAAUCUGCCGGGCGCCGGCCGAAUGGGAGCAAAUGUGACCCAGGCAUAAGUUGUGAGUUAUAUCAUCAAUGGUCAACUUUUGUGGAUGCACUACUAAAUUAUUGCACAUUUCGUUGAAAGUCAAAUAUGACAAUGGAAGAAAGAACAACCACUUUAUUGAUCACAGCUGUCAGGUUACGAAACUAUCUAGCCAGAUGGAAAUGGAUUAUUGCCGGGGUUUAUGGAAUGAUUUUGAUAUUAAUAAUGACUAACAUAGGGAAACCGAUGAUAAGAAACGAACAACUGAACGGGGUCAUCGAGUCUCUGGAUUCAAGGACUGUGAAACGCGAGACAUCAGGAACAGCCGAGAAGCGCAACCUGACCCGAAAGGAAAAAGACAUCUUACUUGUGGAAGAAUAUAAGAAUUAUGUCAAGACACACAAUAUAACUGUUACCAUGUUCACAACAUUUGCGGAUCGUGAGGAAUCGAGAUACAUCAUCCAGAAUAACACUGUCCUUAACUGGCUACACCUCCAGAAUGUCAAUUUUAAACUUAUCCUUUUCGGAAAUAGACAAGAAAUUGCGGAUUACCAACUGCAGCACGUCAAGAGCUUCAAAAAGCGGAUAAAAUCAUUACAAACCGAUGCGCACUGGCGUAGAGAACCUUCAUACUUAACCUCAAAUGAGUUGUACGAAUCCAAAAGUUAUUCAAAGAACAAUUCAUAUUACCAAACCUGGGAUUUUAUCCCCUUGGAAAAGCACCUAACUGCUCAUGGAAGACCUAUAUUGAAACAAAUGUACUUGGAGGUACAGAGGCGCUAUAAUUCCGACCUUUACAUGUACGUUAAUGGAGACAUUCUAUUCCAUGCUCGAUCAUUCCUUCAUACGCUUUAUGGAAUAAAACAAUUUGUUGAUGAUCGCAAAACUAAAACUAAAAAAUGGCUCAUCUUUGGAGGACGGAGAGAAGUUAGCUUCUACGAUCAAAAGAAAAAAAUGACUCGCGAGCUCCAGUAUGGACACGAUGCGGAGAUUACGAAUGUUUCUCGUAACUCUCGGGUGAUGAAUCAAAACGCACUUGAUUUCUUCAUCUGCAGUAAGACUAGCUUCCAAUGGGCAUUGGUUCCUAAUUUUGUCGUGAGCCUCCCCUUAUUCGACCACUGGUUAGUUCUCUAUAGCAACAAGGUUGGCAUAGAGACGUUUGACAUAACAAAUACAGCCAGAGUAGUACAUCAAAAGGGAGUACAGAAAUUGAAAGAUUCGAUCUAUGAAAAGGCUGAUGAUUUAAAUAGGUUUAUAUUCGAUACCUCGCUUGGAAUCAGAUGUGCGUUUGACACUUCUAUGGCAAGACUCCAUUGCAUGAGGAAAGCUACAAAGAUACGGAGGGUGGGGAAAGAAGAUGUAAUUGUUGUUACCAAGAAUCACAAAUUCGAUACUCCCGCAAAUAACAGCUGUAUUUUUCCCUAUCCACUAACGGCACCUAUUCUUGACCCAAUAAGUGACGAAUAUUGAAAUGAUACCAGUUUUUCUCAUCUAAACAGAAUAAAAUAAAAUGAUAGCCCAUGGUGCAAUGUAAUAAAGAACCAAUAUUCCUAGUAUGUUUUCAUGUUUCAAUAUUUUUUUAAAACCUACACCAAUCAUCAUGGAUGUUGACAAUGUCAUUUCUAGGCUAAGCAAGAUAAAAAUCUUGCCACGUAUAAGUACAACUACAUGUACCAUAGAUGAAAGCACCUCUUCUACCCCAAUGUUCCGUGGCCGGGGUCAAGUGAGCGUUUUGACAACAUAUAAAUACCCUCCAGCCCUCUUCGGUGUAUUAUUUAGACGUAACAUAAAAUCUUUUAUAGUGAAAUGAAAAAGUUUAACUGAUCAUAUUUUAAUGUUUUCAAAAAAGUUGUUAGUCCCAUGCACCCACUUACACUUCCCCAAAUAAGUUUGACAACCUUUGAUAGCAUGUUAAAGCCUGCCAAUCUAUAGAUAUUAUGUUUAGUACUAACCAAAAAUUUCCAAAAGCCCUUAGUAAAAGCUUUAAUGUCCUGUUUAAGAACCCAUAUUCUUUAAAUGUAUUCUUGUAAUAUUAUCCAAUAUUAUCUACAGUGUAGGUCUAGAAGUAGAUUCAUGUUGGAUAUCUAGAAUCCAUUUUCAUUAGUAAGAAUACGGGUUCUUAAACAGGACAUUGGACUUGCUUUUUCACGGUUUUUUUAAAACUUUGUGUCAGAUCUAGUUGUUGCUUAAUUAAAUUCGGCCAUUUAUGACAAAAUUGAUAGAUCUACUGAGAUCGCCAAACAUAACAAAAUGUGGUCUAAAUUGGAACUUCCAGUUGCCAAAUUUAUGGGGGGAGUGCACAUUUGUAUACCCACUUAAACUGAAACAGACUUGUCGAUUAUCCUUGAUUGACAAAUAUUCAAAAUUUAUUUAUAUUGAUAUCACAUUUAUUUGAAAUCUACAUAGAAAUACAGUUUUAAAAUUGUUUAUAAACUUUGAAACUUUGAACAUUUUUUCUAUUCAAUUUUUCAUUGGAUUCAUCAAACUAAAAAAGCUUAGAUGGAAAUGGAUACUCUAAAUCUAUUUCUUAUUCAAGUUUAGAUGAAGUUUUUUAUGCCACUUGAUCUGACCAGAAUUAGAUACCUGGUGGUAACCUGGCAACUUAGUAAAUAUAUCUCAAUUCAUGUACCUCCCAUUACAGGGCAUUCAGCAAGCGAGCAUUCUCUUCAUCUAAAUGUGUCUGUAAGUGUUCAUUCACUUCAUCCAUAGUAUCAAACAUUAAUGAACAUAAAGCACAAACAAACUUCUCAGUAAUCACCACUCCAUUCUGCUCAACAUCUUGGAUUUCAUUUGAUUCAUGCACAGACUUACAUGCCCCCUCGUGUUUUAAAAGUUUGGAUUUAGACAAGAAAACUUCACCACAUUGACAUGGAAAGAGGACUUCAGACGUCGAGGGGACAGAGUAGUGUUUUGCUCUGCAAUGUUUCCUGAGGAUAUGUUUAGUUUUAAAGCUUAUAUCGCAGAUCUCGCAUGCAUAGGUGAGGCCUAGGUGGCUCUUGUUGUGCUUUGAUAAGUCACCCCUGCAAGACAAGACAUCAUACACUGAUAUAAGGUACUCAUAUUCAAAGAUUCAGCACGAUAACAUACAAACCAGAUUACAAAAACAUCAGAUUUUCAAUGGGUUAAAAUGUAUGUGUGUCAUCCAAAAUGAUAAAAUUUCAUUUAUAUAAACAACCAUGGUCUGGUACGUUUUGUAAGGAGAACUUGAUAAACAAGGUCAAGGACACACGCAUGGUCAAAGUCUGUUUCAGUAGAGCAUCACCAACACAUGAACUACCAAGUAAGUUAAAUAACAAACUGUUACAAAGUGAAAAAUUUCAACACUAGUCACAAAAAAUGAUGGCUGUCACAAUGUCAAAACUAAUAUGCUGAAUGGGUUGUAUAAGUUAUCCAAAGAAUAUCAAGACCUUUAA